This is a messenger RNA of Colossoma macropomum (tambaqui), 1306 nucleotides long. RefSeq names its product tachykinin precursor 3b (gene tac3b). Lineage: Eukaryota; Metazoa; Chordata; Actinopteri; Characiformes; Serrasalmidae. The transcript has 6 exons. Gene Ontology annotation, biological process: tachykinin receptor signaling pathway; positive regulation of blood pressure. The record is from RefSeq and is a predicted model, not a curated record. The coding region runs from base 308 to 661 and encodes 117 amino acids.
CUCAUGUGUAACAGUAGCCUGGGUGUCCGCCCACUUUAGCAGAAUUAUUAAGGGAAAAUAACCAAAUGUUUGAUCAGCUGUGUGACCUGUUGCUGUCCACUGGUCGCUUCUGUCCACAGGUUUAAGCCUCAGUCUGAUCUGUUAACUUUUGCAUAUUUUCAGAUCAUCCAGAAGAGGGUUUUCUCGGCGGUGAGCUCAUUUGUCUUGUAGUUCAGUUUUAAAUGAAAAAGUGAACAGCUGUUUUCUGAUCACUCGUUUGUGAGACGCACCGAGGAGGGACGCACGUGGAGCUGAGGAGAGCGCGAGGAUGGCUGCAGGCUGGUGUCUCGCGGUGCCGUGGCUGCUGCUGCUCGUGCUGUCUCGUCCUGGGAGCUCGAGAUCUGCGCUGGGCUACUUCUCCCUGCAGGACAGUGCUGGCUCCCUGUCUGGGCGUGUGGAGAGACAAUAUGAUGACGUAGACUAUGACAGCUUCAUUGGCCUAAUGGGCAGAAGGAGCACAGGUGCAGAUGCUGUGCCACAGCUCAGAAGGGACAUGGAUGACAUCUUUGUUGGACUGUUGGGUCGGAGAAGCUCAGACUCAGGUACCCCUCCAUGGAGAGGAGACAGAAGAGGCAGCUUCAUCAUGAAAAACAGAAAGCUCAGAUUUCGACGUGCUGUGUGAAGCCAUUACUCAUCACUUGAAAUACAUCUGCGUGACAAGGAAAACCUGACAUGAGAGCUACAUAUGUUAACCUGUUUGAUAUAUUUAUUAUUUGUGGCAUGUUAUUGUGUAUAUUUAACUAAAUGUAGAGAAAUUCCUGAUAGGUUUUCUGGUGUGCAAUGGACCAUUCAGCAGUUUCAGAUAAGACGUUUUUUUUUGUUUAUUCCUGAAAUGGAUUUCUGUAUCUGUAUGGUGGUAAAAAGUCCUCAACCUACACUGUCUAAAUAAUGAAUGUAUUCCAUUUUAACUACACUAUCUACUGUAGUGAUUUUCAAGUUUAAGGCAAGAUGGUUUCCAUGAUCACAUAUACAAGAUCCAGGGUCAUCUGGCCCAACUUGAAUACCAACCUGCUAUAAGCUAUUAUCAAAAUUCUUCAUGAAAGCAAACCAUUUGAAAGGAAUACUUCAAAUUAAUGCUUCAUUUUUCAAAUUAAUCUCUGUCUGCUGUAUCUGCAGCCUAUGGUCAACUACCACAGAAAAUAACAGAAAAACACUUCAAAUGCACUUACUGUAGAAGCCAGUGAACAAGUGCUAAAUCAUCAGCCCAUUGCCUUUUAUUUUAAAUGCUUAAAUGACUGACUUUUCCGUUCUUUUACUACAUACAGGG